AUGAGUUAUGGAGUCCUCUUUCGAUCUCUUUUUUUCCCACUCCCACAAAGCUUAACACAAGACAAAUAUGCCUAUGAUUUGUUUUCUCGUGCUCUGAUGCUUGAGGCCAGUCAUGUUUCGACGCCCUUGACUGUUGGUUCUCAUCUUGUCAGUUUCGGUGAUGCUUACUCAGAUCCUACGCAUUAUCGCUCUUUGGUUGGGGCCUUGCAGUAUUUAACUAUUACUCGCCCUGACUUGUCAUAUGUUGUUAAUACCGUUAGUCAGUUCCUUCAGGCUCCGACUGUGUAUCAUUUUCAGGCCGUCAAACGCAUUUUCCGUUAUGUCUGUGGCACGCAACACUUCGGUCUUACGUUUCGUCGUACCUCUUCCCCCGCUGUACUUGGUUAUAGUGAUGCUGAUUGA
This is a messenger RNA of Lotus japonicus, 402 nucleotides long. RefSeq lists its product as uncharacterized. Bases 1 to 402 code for a protein of 133 amino acids. The record is from RefSeq and is a predicted model, not a curated record. The transcript is spliced from 2 exons. NCBI's taxonomy places the organism in Eukaryota, Viridiplantae, Streptophyta, Magnoliopsida, Fabales, Fabaceae.